Molecule: messenger RNA, 5916 nt
Organism: Fundulus heteroclitus (mummichog)
Lineage: Eukaryota; Metazoa; Chordata; Actinopteri; Cyprinodontiformes; Fundulidae
Gene: ppp3cca
Product: protein phosphatase 3, catalytic subunit, gamma isozyme, a
Exons: 14
Coding region: 686-2212 (508 amino acids)
Biological process (GO): calcineurin-mediated signaling
Cellular component (GO): cytoplasm; calcineurin complex
Molecular function (GO): calmodulin-dependent protein phosphatase activity; calmodulin binding
Source: RefSeq, a predicted model, not a curated record
UUUAAUCCAUGCAGGAGGAGGAGGAGGAUGAGGAGGAGGCGCUGUCAAGACGCUGCCUGCAUCCAGGAGGGAGCUGAACAGCACCGGGGGGGUUUCUGCACUCUAAAUAAAGGCGUUUCUGGCUCCUGCUGUCACUUAGUUUUUUCUUUUUUCUGGCCAAACUCGACGGGCGGGUAGAAAAAUGAGCGGCUGGCCGCUCCCUGGCUGCUGCCCGCUGACCUGCCAGGACGUGAAGGUGUUAGCUGGCUAACUAGCUCAAAGAGAGGACCUAAAUCCGAUUAGCCGCUAACGGCAGCUUCCUCCGGGGGAACACGCAGGUACUCCUCGCCCAGACUGACCCACGGUCCAGCUCGGACGGUCCUGCUCUGGAUGCAUUUGCUCUUUUCAGUUCGCGACAUUUCUCUGCCGUCGCGCCAGAGCCGCCGCCGCCGCCGCCGCCGCCGCUCCGAGCGUCAAUAGUUCGCCGGCGUUAGAACUGCGAGCUAGUCUGGUUAUUAGUUGGCGACAGCGAUAAAGAAGGGGAGCCCGGCGGGGGUGGUGGCUUUUCUGGCUCCGACGCAGUCUCGGGAGCGGUACCGCUGACCCAACCGGAAGUCGGGACUUAUGCGCUAGCUUUCCCAGGCGGACAGCUGGACCCAGAAGCGGGGAGAACCUCUCCUGAAGUCAGCCUCCAGCCGAAGCAGAGAUGUCAGGGAAGGAGAAAGACAAGGAGAAGCAGUCCACCACUGAGCGGCUUGUUAAAGCUGUGCCGUACCCCCCGCAGCACAAGCUAACGGUGAAAGAGCUGUUCGAAGACGGAAAGCCCAAUGCUGAGCUGCUCCGCAACCACCUGGUCAAAGAGGGCAGGGUGGAGGAGGACGUGGCCCUGAAGAUCAUCAACGACGGGGCCAACAUACUGCGCCAGGAGAAGUGCAUGCUGGAGGUUGAGGCGCCCAUAACAGUAUGCGGUGAUGUCCACGGCCAAUUCUUCGACCUUAUGAAGCUGUUUGAAGUGGGGGGACCACCCAGUAACACGAGGUACCUCUUCCUUGGGGACUACGUGGACCGAGGUUACUUCAGCAUUGAGUGUGUCCUCUACCUCUGGUCGCUUAAGAUCAACCACCCCACAACGCUCUUCCUCCUGCGCGGGAACCACGAGUGCCGGCACCUCACGGAGUACUUCACCUUCAAACAGGAAUGUAAAAUUAAAUACUCUGAGCGGGUGUAUGACGCCUGCAUGGAAGCCUUCGACUGCCUGCCCCUCGCUGCCCUGCUGAACCAACAGUUCCUGUGUGUCCACGGGGGGCUCUCACCAGAAAUCAACUGCUUAGAUGACAUUAGAAAAUUAGACAGAUUUAAAGAGCCGCCAGCAUUUGGGCCAAUGUGCGACCUGAUUUGGGCCGACCCUGGCGAGGACUACGGCAGCGAAAAGACAUCCGAACACUUCAAUCACAACUCUGUCAGAGGCUGCUCGUACUUUUUCAGUUACGCAGCAGUUUGUGACUUUUUGGUAAAUAAUAACUUGUUGUCAGUAAUAAGAGCCCAUGAAGCACAGGAUGCAGGGUAUAGGAUGUACAGAAAAAGCCAGACCACGGGCUUCCCUUCAUUAAUAACUAUCUUCUCAGCUCCGAAUUAUUUAGACGUCUACAACAACAAAGCUGCAGUAUUAAAGUACGAGAACAAUGUGAUGAAUAUCCGACAGUUCAACUGCUCCCCCCACCCCUACUGGUUGCCCAACUUCAUGGAUGUCUUCACGUGGAGUUUGCCUUUUGUCGGAGAGAAAGUGACUGAGAUGCUGGUGAAUGUGUUGAAUAUUUGCUCCGAUGAUGAGCUCAUGUCAGAAGGAGACGACCUGUAUGAAGGUGGCACAUCGGCGAUGCGCAAGGAGGUCAUCCGGAACAAGAUCCGUGCCGUGGGGAAAAUGGCCCGAGUCUUCUCAGUUCUGCGGGAGGAAAGUGAAAGCGUGCUAACGCUGAAAGGCCUCACCCCGACUGGAACCCUUCCAGUGGGAGUGUUGUCAGGGGGGAAGCAGACUUUGCAGACUGCUACCAUUGAAGCAACUAAAGCAAAAGCCAUUCAAGGCUUCUCUCCCACGAGGAAGAUUCGCAACUUCGAGGAGGCGCGAGGCCUGGACAGGAUAAACGAGAGGAUGCCGCCGCGCAAAGACAGCCAACAGCCAGACGGGACCGCCAUCAACGCCAACGCCCCCAACAAGAACGGCACCGACGGAUAAGCAGCGGGGGACGCGCCCCUCCCGAAUCGUCACGCGACCCAUACCACCCGACUCCCAGCUCCCCAAACAUGCUCUCCGUGUGUCUCCGUCCAACCGUCUGUCCGUCAGCCUCCUCUGCUGAAACCGCCCGUCCACCGUCGGCCGGGCGGAGCACAGAGACAGAACCUCAGUGGAUAAAAGCCGAUGGAGGCCACAGCGCCGGGAACACCUUCCAACAAAAAGAAACAAACAAAAACAAGACCUACCGAUUGAUGAUGAGACUGCUGGGGGUGGGAUCUCAGCUUAUUUAUUAAAGAUUAAAUAUAUUAGAUUUAUUUAAUAGCAGCUAAUGAUUAAAGACAUUUUACAGUUGUGUAAAUGUAAACUGACACUGAAAUUGUAUCGGACGGAUCCUUAAAGAAAGGAGAUGUUUGUGAAUUGAUUCAAGAUGAAGGAGCCCUUGUUAUGUAGGAGUUUCAGCCACGUUAAAUUAGCCGGAGUUUUUUUAAUAUUCUGUUUGUUCAAUAAGGGAAAAGUCCAAAUACUGUAGCCUGAAAAGCCUCAUUGGACUCUGAGGUUUCAGUCCCUACAGUACAGUGUUUACAUGUUGUGAGUCAUUUGAAAGAUGAAUAAUAUGAGGACAGAUCACCUUGAUCUACCCUGACUGGUUACCGAUCAGUCACAAACUCAAAGGUUCUGACCUUUUUCAGAUGGGUGAACGCACCAUACCUACAUGGUCCUAACAAUGACACUCUCUGAAGUGGAAGUUGUUACACAGUUAGGAAGAGUGACAGUUUUCAGAAGUGCAAAUGUCAUUUUAAACGAGACUCUUUUUGACAACAUGUAGACGUGUCUGCUGCUUAUCCAGGCUGUAGGAGAGCGAGGCUUUCAGCAGAUAACGGGAAGGCUGAAUGAUUUUCAGCAAACUGGCUGCUUUAUCCUUAUGUAAUGAAGACUGCUAUGGGAAGGCUCUACAGCUUACAAAAAUGCACACAGUUCUCACCGCUGUAACUGCACUAAUCAGCAAUCUGAGACGCUUUAAAUCUUUAACCCAGUACACAACUCUGCAUUGUUUUAAAUCAUUAGAAAAACCCUAACUCCUAACAUCACAUCUGCUCACAAUCUGCUUACAAACAUAAACGAUCAGAAACUGGUCGCAGAUUGGUGCACCUGUAGGGGGGGUAUAGGGCGGGAAAAUAACACAAGAAUAAGGGUUGAAAGGUCAGUCAGAUGAAUGUAAUUUUAAUUUCAAUGAUCAUUUAAUGCUUGAAUAAGAGGCAACUUCUUAUUUAUCCUCUUCCCAAAGAUGUGGCACUGGUUUCUGUGCGUGCCCACAUAAACAGGUUCAGGUAUGGCAGUGUAGGAAUGGCUUUGAUGUGAAGGACGUGAUGUAAAGAUAAAAUGAGGUACUGCUACUUUGUGUGCAGUCACAGCUGCCGUUUGGUACGUGCUAUGGUCCCUUGAUGGCAGCUAGGAAGCAUCAUGAGUCGUCGCUACCGGAGCCGCCAGUAUUGCCCCACCCUGGCAGGAAACUGUUCUUCCUCUUCCUGCUCUGGGUAAACCGUCGGCUAGAAGACUUGAAGACCAAGUGGCGGUUUAAGACAACCGGUUUUUGUAAAAAGGACACGAUAGUUGGACUUUCUUGGACAAAAGUACAUGUUUGUUGAUUGCGUCCCAAAGCUGUGGGCCUGCGGGGGAGGGGGCGGGGGGGCUGCUCUCCUCAGAACUGCUCCGUAGGAACCGUGCUCCGUAGGACCGCAGCGGUUUGAUUUGAAGUUUUCUUUUUAAAACCAUUAAGAACUGGGGCAUGCUUUCCGCUCUCUGGUCUUCGUUUUGUUUCAGUGUUCUGAUGUUGAUUAUAAAGGUUCGGAUUCCUUUUAGCUCAUGGCCGUGAAUAUGGGCGAAGAGAGGCAUGUGAAACGCCAGAGCUUUGAUGAGGCUCUACCCAGACACAAUGGACUGAGUCACUGCUCAGCAGGGAUGAUGCUAUAAAAGGUACCACCUCCACACACACACACACACACACACACACACACACACACACACACACACACACGUCUGUCAAGGCCUGACCGUACUUUCCUCAUCUCAAGCAUGCCUGACUCACAGAUGUAGUAUUUUUAAGUCACUCCCAGUCGUUCCGAGACCCGCUUUGGCUAAACCGUAAAGGAACUGGUGCUCCGACACACCUGACUGUAAUUCCAUUGUGUUUUUAUCAACAAGGUAGGUGCAAAUGAGCUUUAAGAUUUGAUAUUCUACUGUAAAUGGACUCCUUUUUUUUAAAAACAAGUGCGAAUUUGAGGCAGUCGUGCCCCCGUGUCACGGCACCUUGGCCACAUGUCAGCAUCUGCAGGGUUCCUCCACAGUCUGGGAAGGUCUGGAUGUCAUCAGAAUAAGUGUGGAAGAAACAACAUGGAGGAUAGAAACUUUGUUACUUAUCCCAUUGUCCAAAAGUUGACUAUCCUCCUUUCCUUCCCUGUGUCCUUUGUCUCUUAUGCCCUUUUGUUCUUGUAUCCUUUUCUAAAUUUCUUUCCUUGCCUUUUAGCCAUCCUGGUAUCAUUGUUCUGUCAUUCAUUGGGAACUUUAUUCCGUGUCCAUCCCUUGUCAUUAAAGUUUUCCUUUCUUCCAACUGUCUUUCCUUCUUUCCUUACUCCUAGCCACAUUUGUUUCUUUUCUUCUGUGUCCUUUCUUCCAUUCUUGCUCCCUUCUUUGUGUCUUUCCCUUCUUCUUCCCUUUUCACUUUCUAAUUUGUCUUUGCUUCCUUUAUUUCAUGUUUCCUUCCCCUACGCCGUCUAAAACUGAAUCCUUGCUUAAUCUCUCUUGCAUUCAUUUGUUCCCACUAUGCCUCCUCUUUCAUUAUUUCCUUUUUUCUUGUGUUUUAUCCAUUUUCCUUGUGUCCUUCCAACCUUCUCUCCCUGUUUUCUUUCUUUAGUUUAUUUCCUUCUUUUCUCUAAUUCCUCUUUGUGUUCUUCCUACCCUUCUGUCCUUUUGCAUUUCUUUCCUUCUUUCUGUCCUUUUCCCUUCAUGUUCUUCAUAACUUUUCUUCUUUCUGUGUCCUUUUUUUGUCGUUCUGUCCAUCCUCCCACCCCUCCUUCUCCAUUUCUUUCCUUCUUUGUGUCAUCUUUUGGUUUCUUUCAAUUUCUCCUUCCUCACAUCCUUCAUAACCUUUUUUCUUUCCUGUGUCUUUCCUUUUUUCUUGUGUCCAUCCUUUCUACCUGUCAGUCUGUCUGUCUCUGGUAUUUGCAGGUUUCAUACAUAGACAUGUCUGCCAUAAAUUCACAGGGAAUCUUUGUAUUUAAGUUAGAAAAUUGACAACAUGGAUGUAAAGGAGACCGUUUGUCCUGCAUGGAAGGCGUGUAGGAACCCUGCGUAUGUGCGGAGGCUUUUAGUCACACGGGAUCUCUAAUUGCAGUCAUUUGGAUAUUUCCAGUAUGUUAUGUUUGCCGUACGGUUCAGUAGAUUUCUGGAAAUCUCCCAGAAAGAGAAGUAUUUUGGUUUAUGCUCAUAUCUGUGAUGUUUUAGGCUUGCCAGGGUGAGCCAUACAGUGUACUGACGCUGUCAGGUCUUAUACGAUAUCUUUAAGAAUGUUUUAAAAAAAAAAGAUUGAAAUCUUAUGUUAGCUGUAAUAAAGGAUCCACAACUGUGUUCGUAUAUGUCAUGCAAGGCCAUGAAUUUGUUUAUGUAGAUGUAUCUUUUGGGGGGAAAUAAAGUAAUUCUAAGCGUUG